Eupeodes corollae is the source of this 2552-nucleotide messenger RNA. Its product is annotated as ubiquitin domain-containing protein 1. Gene Ontology annotation, molecular function: protein binding. Lineage: Eukaryota; Metazoa; Arthropoda; Insecta; Diptera; Syrphidae. The record is from RefSeq and is a predicted model, not a curated record. The transcript is spliced from 4 exons. Bases 564 to 1310 code for a protein of 248 amino acids.
UAGCUGUCACCCAAAAAAUAAUAUAGAAGUCACAGCGAAAACGAAAAGAGAAUUUUCUUCUUUGCAAAAAUUAAGAAAAAUGUUUCCAAAUUUAUAUUUUAUUUUAUUCAAUAUCAAUCGAUUAGUGAAUUAAUUUUUCGUCAAAAUUUUACGUAAACAUAAAUACUAAAUAUCGGUUUGGAAACUUUUCGUUCGUAGAAGAAAAGAAAAAAGAAAAAAACUUCAUUAACCACCCAGAAAAACGGACGGAACAAAAUCACAGAAACAGAAACGCAACAAUCAAUCGCACAUACAAAACAUAUCACACGUUAAUUCUUUUUUUAUUAAUAAACGAAAAAAUAAAUCGGAUGAGUCCUGCUCCAUUGUCGUGGGAGUGGAGGAGUGAAAAAUAUGCACAAACCGUUGCACGACGAAACACAAAAAAGCAACGUUAGUGUUUCCAAAAGGAGUCUUGAAUCUGCUUUUUUUGCUUUUCUUUUUGGUAAUUGAACAAUUCCGGAGAGAGAGGUUCCGGAGCUUAGUGGUGAAAUAUCAAGGAUAAGGAUUACUUAAGUAUAAGAAACAUGGGCGGCUGCAUUGGACUUCACAGUACGGACAACGAAACGGUCAGCGUGUCCUCGGCCAGUGUAUCUCGGCCUCCGACAGGUCCGAAUGUAGGUCCAUCACGUAAAAAUCAUCCCCUGUGCCAUGAAACGAUACGUUGGCGUUCCGAUGUGCCUUUAACCGAAGGUCAAUUGCGUUCGAAACGUGAUGAAUUCUGGGACACAGCGCCGGCCUUCGAUGGUCGUAAAGAAAUCUGGGACGCUUUAAGAGCUGCGACAACAGCAGCUGAAGCAUUAGAUUUCCAAUUAGCUCAAGCUAUUCUCGAUGGAGCGAAUGUUUCUGUCCCGAAUGGCUAUCUCACAGAGUGCUAUGAUGAACUGGGUACGCAGUACAAAGUACCAAUUUAUUGUCUGUCAUAUCCUAUUAACAUAGUUAAGGAAGAAAACGGUCGUGAUUCACCUGCGGAAUUUUCAGAACCAGUAGACGGUGGAACGGAGGUUGUUCUUAAACUACGCAUCUCCUCCACAAUGUCUGAUGUUAAACUUUCAGUAUACUCAAAAGACAUGAUAGGUCAAUGUAAAAAGAAACUACAGGCUGUUGAAGGAAUUGAUGCGUGCUGCCAGCGAUGGUUCUAUAGUGGUAAACUUCUUGGUGACAAAGUGCCCCUCGAAGAUUGUCACAUACAAAAUGGUUAUGUGGUGCAGGUUAUAGUCAACACCGAACACUAUAACCAUGAUAUGAUAAAUAGUGUACCUAUUGCUAGCUAGCCAAAAAUCCCACAGCUUAACCUUACGCACACUCAACUGCAACACCAACAGCAAAAGCAACAGAAUCAGAAACUGCAAGAAGAAACACUAGAGCAAAAACUAACAUCUAUAGUAAAAGUAGAAGGACAGCCGCAACUGAAGGCCUUAAGCGCAAUAAACUGGCAAAGUGUUGUUCCGCAAUCCAACGCAAUUCUAAGAUAAACAAAAAUAAAACACACAACGUCUAACAACAAGCAACGCCCGAGUCUCUUAAGCUCUCUAAAAUCCGACAACGAGACUUGACUUCGCAUUGUUAACUAUAAAAGAAAAUUUUGAAAAUUUAAUAUUAUUAUUGAAAUAAAAAGUUAAAACUGUAUAACUGUUUAUAAAGGCCCAGUGUAUAGCCACGAAUCUACAUACAUAAUAUACAUACCAUGUAUUACGUUAGGCUGUACUUCUUAAUUAUUUAAUCAACAAUGAGUUAUUUUUUAAGAACUUUUAAGUAUUUUUUGCUAAGUGUUUUUGCAUAUUGAACCCCACGCCAGAAGUGAAUUUUUAAAAAACAAAAAACACUCAAUAAACCACUCACCGUCAGUGUGUAGCAUAAAUUUGUUAAAUAUAUAUAUAAAAAAAUAAUAGUUUAUCAUUGAUUUUUGAUUUUGCAUUCAGUUGCAAAAAGCAAUAAAUAUACAAACAUAUAUAUGGUUAGCACAGCAUUUUAGUUGUAAACAAAAGAUAAGAAAGGAAAUCAAAAAUAUCUAAAAACUGCUCAAGCGCUGGAGCGCAUAAUUUUACUUAUUUCUUUUUUAAUCUUAUUCAUACAAACAACAGAUUUCCUAGUAUGCAGUAGUUAAAAGUUUUUAGUAUUUUUUUUGUUAACAACAAAUUAUUAUCAAGACACCAGCAUCGAUAAAAAAUUAAAAACAAAAAACAACGGCUGGUACGUUUUUGUUAUAUUAUAUAUGUUUUGAAAUUAAUUUGAACAUUUUUUAAUUACUAAAAAAAAGCAAAGGAGUUAGUUUUAUUAUUAAUUUUUUAAAAAAUAUUUUUUAUAUUAUUUAUCUUUACCUCUUCCUUUCCCAAACACUACUUUUUUUGUUAACUCGAUAUUCGAGAUUGAUUGUAAAUGUAGAAUAACAAUUCGAGAAAAAAAGAAAAACAAAAAUAUAAGAGAACAAAAAUUAUAUAUACAAAUGCGAUUUAUUCGAAAACAAAAAUAACAAAAAAUAUAAAAAAAACAUAAAAUUUUCUAUAUAAGAAGAA